GCCCCGCCACCACGCGCACCACGCACACUGCCACGCGCCCUGUCGCCGUCUCCCCGCCGUCUAGCGCCUAUCCGGACUUCGUGUUGCCCAAGCACUCCUGCAGCUUCAGGAAGUCCUCCGAGCGGCUCGAGUACGAGCUCAGCCAGACCAACAUCUACUCUGCGUGCCCCUCCACGCGCUCCAGCCGCUCCGGCGGCGAGCCCGCGCCGCUGCUCGACGAGACCGACCAACUGCACAGCCUGCGCGACCUGCGCGACCCGCUGCCGCUCGAGCGCGAUCGCGAACGCGAGCGCGAGCGUGCCGCCUCCGAGCGCGAGCCGGCCCCUGUACGCGCUGCUUGGCGACGUAGCGCCAGUUGUCGCAACCUGCGUGAUUAUAGUUUCGAUGACGCCGGACGCGCCAAGCGGCGUCGCGACGCUCGCAGUGCCAUUGCUGACUUGGAUGCGUACCGCUUACGCACCGAUGAUCCCAUCACGCGCUACGGUGAAUCGCGCACGACAGCGCUCACGUUCGGGCGCGGCGGGUCGGUAGAGUCUCAACGCUCGUUUCUAGGACGAGCGUAUUCAGCGAGUUUUCCGGGUGCGGUAGGUGAGCCGCGUCUCGACCUGCCGUCGUUUGCGCGUGCUGGAUCACAGGACGACGUGUCGCACGACAGCUACGAGGUUAUCGAACGUUCUGACGACGAGUCCGAGGGUCGGCGCGACAGGAUGCGUGCGCGCUCGCCGCCAGUGCGCACGCGCUCCUGCUCGCUCGACUCGGGUAAUGACCUGUCAGACGACGAUCAUUCGCUGUCUCAUUUAUCUGAAGGCGAGGGCCGUGAGUCGGACGCUGCUGGCGGCCGGUAUGGCAGCGAACCUGAUCUCGCUCUCGACCCGUUCUUAAUCGAUGACCCGCGAAUCUUGCCCCGUGAGAAACUUUCUGUACGCUCAGAUGGUGCCUUUUAUCGCGAGAUAAAGCGUGCGUUGGGUUCACGCACAUCUAGUCAGGAAUCGCGUAGUGACAUAUACGAUCCCAAACUCUCAAAGAGUAGCGCAGAGUCGAGUAAAAAGUCACGUGAUAGUGUCUAUCAUACGGACAGUAAGAAGUCCCGCGAGACGCUAAAGAGUAAGAGCUCCGACCGCUCGGGUUCUCGCACGUCCAGCCAGGACUCCAAAUCUGACUAUUACGACUGUAGGAGGAAUCUUUACGAUCCGGAUGAUAUUAGACGACGCAGUAUUACAAGUGUACAGCCAACAUACAUAGAUCCUUUCGAACCCGUCUCACCCUCGUCUAGUCCGGAUUCAACCAAAGACUUUUACGAUACUCAGCCAACUUUCAUCGGAAUGGAGAAACCUGAGUAUCGUGAGAGGACUUUGUUUGAUAAGUCGCACGAAGACUUGAUUGCCAAUUUAGCUAAUUCUCCGAACUACUAUCAUAUUCCGACACCUUAUUCUACGUUUCCAAGUAACAAUAAGCAUAAAGACGCUCCACCGAUGCAUUCAGCUAGUUUGCAAAAUGUUGAACUAGAACAAUACGGUCAAUAUUCGGACGUGAGUCCACCAAAGAAAUCUGAGGAAUUUUCUACUGAAGAAGAAGAUUUGCAUCCGCAAACGACGCACAUUUGGCCUGAAAAGAUAAUCGGCCUGGAAACGGAGAUCGAUAGCACCAGGGCUGCUAAAAUACACAGCUACCAACGUCGUCGUUCAUCUGAUACUGUGUUUAGUUUUGAUAAAGAAAAGAUUGAGUCGUUAACGCGAUCUAUAAGUAAAGAGAAUACAACCUCACAUCUUGUAAAAGAGUCUUCGAACGAGUCCGACGUUAAUGUUAGGAUAUUGCCAGCCAUGGACAGCAUUGAGUAUGCGAAAAAUAAAGCUAAAGCUGCUGCGAUGCAGACUGAAACAGCUUCUAUCCUUCAAUCGGAGUUUGACAAGCGGGGCAAGGUGCACACUCAUAUGGUUAGAAAAGACAACGUCAAAGAGGAAUUGAUGGCUAAGACUCAUUUCGACGAAUACAAUCCAAAAUUAAUACUAGAGACGAGCUCUAGUAGUCGCUUGGCGGAUACAGCCGUAACGUAUACACAUCCGACUGUUGAAAGGACUAAGAGCGAUCCAAACAGUCUUGCGAACAGGCCACGAUUUAGUAGUGUUAAUUCCCGAAGGCAUGUAUUGAUGCAUCAAAAGUCUAUCGAUUUAACACCUGCCGAGUCUAGUGAUGAGGAUUACAUAUUCCGCCAGAUACCAAGUGCUCCUCCCAUUGCUACCAAAAGAUCUCAUUUUGAAUUGCCUUCAAGACAUCCUGAUCACAUUCGACCUCCUUUCGAUUUACCCAAGAACUAUUUUAAAGAGUUUGAUGAUUUCAAGGCGGGUUUUAAAGAGCCGAAAAAGUCCAUAGAAGAUGGAUAUGAUAUCCCUUAUGUUUUACAUAAGCGCCAUGUCAUGAAUGGGACCGCGCCGUCUCCUUUAGAUGAUAAGAGACAGCCGCCUGAUAUAGUUAUGCUUCCUCCGCAGAAUGGGAGGCACGUAGUUAGUGCGCAUCCUCGUUGUAAGUAUCAUGAUCAUCCUAAAUCUCCCCGGUCGCCAAAAUCUCCGAAAUCUCCAAAAUCACCGAAAUCCCCUAAAUCGCCCAAAUCACCAAAAUCGCCCAAGUCACCAAGAAGCAGUAUACAAGUUGAUCACAGCUCUAAGUUCCUUGAAGUUGAAAAUCGUGACUUUUUGUUUACACAAAAUAUAGAUCUAUCAAAGGUAGACCCUGUCACUUUAGAAGUAGAUAAAAGUGGUCAAUUGCAACAUAUGCCUAGCCCGAAGCGUGAUAUUACUAAGAACUUAGACCCCGCACUUCUUGAGACUUUGAAUUCCAAAUUAAGUCAAAUAGAAAGUGAUUCAGCAACUAGUUCCAAAACAGACAGCGUUAUGCAGGAGUCUCAGUAUCCGCAUGACAUAAAAUUCACAAUAAAUGGACGAACUAUUCAGCAAGCGCCGAUUUCCAAAGAAUCAAAACCAUUAACAGCAGCAGAAAAAUUACGGGCUGAUAUAAAAUCUAAAUCUGAGAAAAUGCCACCGAAACGUGGACCUAAAACACGAGGCACUGGAAAAAAAGGCACAGGUGGAAAGAUAAAAGCAAAGAAUAAUAAUAAAAUAAGAAUUACUUCUUUUUCUUCGGAUGAUGAAAGUGUUGACUCUGAUGAUGUUUUCGGAACCACAGAAGCAGCACCAAAAUUAGAAUUCUCACCACCCCAGUCACGAAAAGACCUCGAACCCAUAUUGCAGAUGGAGUAUGACAAAAUUACGUCCGGAGCUUGGCAUAGGGGUCAAACAAUGAGUUCUACGGAAAUAGAAGGUUCGCCUCCUCAGUGCCGUAAGUUACUAGAAUUAGAGGCGAAGUACAAUCCUCAAGUUCUUGAAAGUGUGGGUACUGCUACCGAGUUGAGACGUAUUUCUGAGCGUUCAAUAUCCAUUCCUAGUUCUGAAGACGAUGUUGCUGCUAUGAAAUUGCCGGAAAUUAAACAGGUUAGUAAGGAAAGCUCCACUUGGGAGUAUAACGAGAACAUUCCAUCUCCGAUAUUAGAGAGCACGGAGUUUCUCAAAUCGGAUGAUGAACAUUUAGUCGAUAUGGAAAUACAAAAGGUCACAGGGCUUCGGACACAGUCUGACGAGCAGAGUGAUGUCGCUAAGGAUGAAACGUCUAAAGAUGUUAAUAAACUUGAUGUAAAAAAGUCAUUACGAGAUGAAUUGAUUUCGCCCAUGCUGCGAAAACCAGGUGGAACUCCAAUUCUCUUUGCACAUGCUAGACUGAAUUUGUCAGAAGGGUCUGUUUUCUCCUUGCAAAGGCAAAAGGCAACUCAGGAUUCACCAACAGCAAGCCGUCGAGCUAAAAGCUUAGAUACGCCUGUUAUACAAUUACACAGAUUGCCGCCAAUGAAUGCUUUCUCGUCGAAAGAUGAUACUGUUGAGGAUAUUAACGAAGAAGGUGAUAUACUUGAAGAAAAGCCAUUAGUCGAGGAGAAAGCGAAAACCUUAGUAUCGAAAAAAGAUACAAUUGAGAAAAUAGAAGAAGUAGAAGAGGAACAAAUGGCUGAUCAGCCCGAAGAAUUAAAGUCUGUGGUGAUAGACAACGAGGAAUUGCAGUUACUUGAAGAUCUGGUUGAACAAAGACGUCCACGGUCAUUUAAGCGUCGAUACGAUUUAACCAAAUUACAAUCACAGGCUAAAUCUCCUUCGCGGUCGCCAAUGAGUAAGUCACCGUUAUCUAGAUCGCCGAUUUCGAAGUCGCCAUCUAGAUCGCCAACUUCCUCACUAAACUCUCCUAGAGGUAGUAUUAGAAAACUGUCCGACUUGAGUGAAGAUCAAAUUGUACCUGAUAUUGAAAGAAUUAAACGUAAAGAGAAGAAAAAAUUAACUUUGAAAACAAAGCCUGAGGAUAAACAGAAAAUAAGCAAGUUGAAUAAAGGAGGUUCUUUUGAUACUAAUGCUACAAAAAUUAGAGCACUGCAAACUCAGAAAUCAUUGCCAUCUUCAUUGAAAGAUCGACCUGAUUUCUUAACUGUUCCUCCCUUGGACAUUGCUCGGGCUAAGAGUCAAGAAUUAGACCAAGCUGCAAAGAAGAUAGCCAAAGAAAAGUCAAAGUCACUGGAGAAAAUGGAGGUAAAACGCGGUAGUAGCAAAGAAAGAACCAAAUCUCAGGAAGAUAGUGAUACAGAAAUUGCCAAACGUAAAGAAAAGCAACAAAUGCUCUUUGAAGCCGCUUUAAAACAAACGAAAACACUCAUAAGUCCCGUGAAGGAUACAAUACCGCCCUUCCCUCCUCCGGAAGACAAAAUAUUGGUGAAAACCGAAGGCGAUAAGAUAAUUAUUGAAACUAAAAUCACAAGUAAAGCAGAAGAUCACGUCUUUAUAGCCAAGUCUCCCAAAAAACUUGAUAAUAAAUUAAGUGGCAAAAUAAGUAGAAGUUUCGAAGAUCAAAAAACUCCUAAAUCAAGCACCAAAAUUAAUAAGAGCAUGGAUGAUAAAUCAAGUCAGUCUUUGGAAGACAAAUUUGAUGACUUGGCUGCCUUACAAAAGUCACCGAAAACUCUAUCGAAAAAACAAGAAAUUAAACAGCAAAUUGAGGGAAAAGUUGUGUAUCAGAAAAUUCAUCCAAGUGUGAAAUCCAAAAGUUUAGAUCGGAAAGUUGACCCACACCUCGACUCUAAGGCCAAAUCAAAGAGCCUUGAUAGAAACUACGUAACACCUUCGUCUAUGAUGCCAACAGAGACUACAGAAAAGCAUUUCAAGCAGGAAGUCGUUAAGGUUGACGUUCAUCCAAGUGUAGCAGAAGAGCCCGAGAAUAUCGUGGAAGAGGAAGUUACGCCGGUCAAAGACGUUAAAGAUCUAUCACCGUCAAAUAGCUACAAGGAAAAAACUGAGGACGAUUCUUCGAUAGAAUGGAUGACAAGUUCCCAACACACCGUAAUAGAAAAUGAUACGCAAACUAUUAUAAUGGAACGCCGGAAGAUUGAUAUCUAUAAUAAACAAAGGCAGAGUGAACUUCAAGAGAGUAGGAGCAAUCAAGAUGUACAUGAACUGCUUAAAUCUGAAAGAAAACCAGAGGUGUCUCGAUUGACUAGUGAAGAAGAAUCUUUAACGGAAGUAAGUGAAUUGAAAGUGUCUGACGAGAGCAAUUUGUUAGGUUUAUCAUUGCCUUAUAUUGAUGCUGACAGCUCAUCUGACCAAGAUCAAGCUUCAAAGAGGAUGAAAUUACCACGCGGUAAAAGUGAUGACACUGGCUCAUGGGUAACGGUUGAUUAUGACGACACAGCCGAUACAGAGUUACCCCUUUCUGAUAUGAGCAGCAAAACUACUACUAGAGGAAAAAGAGCCUUAGACCCUCAAGGAACCUUCGAUGAAUCCUCAGCUAGUUUAGUAGAGUUCUUGAAACAUGAAUCAAUGUCUCAAAUGUUAUCUGACACAGAAACCGAACGUGACGGAAAGAUCACACGAGAUCCAUCAAAAACUAAGGACCUUAACUUGAAAUGGAAAAAUAAAAAUAAAAUUAUUGUUACUCCACCUCAGGAAAACAGUCCUACUAUUGAAAAUAUACCAUUUAUUGAUUCAAGUACGUCAAAAUCUAACAAAUCAGAUACCGGAGAACAUACUGGAAGCUCUGGAAGUGAUAAAUCGCCCACCGAAAAUAAAGCUGACCAAAGAGCUUUAUUAACGGCUAAAUCUAGACGUAGUGAGUUGCUCAAACUGAGCGCAGAACGAUCUCGUAGCUCAGAGUCAACAUCAUGGACUAGCAUUGAAAAAGAUGUUAGUCCAUCAAGCAAUAUUAAAGGUAGUUCUAUCGAAGACGAAUCCAGUGUCAGUUGCUCAAUAGCUAGACCAUUAGGUAUAUCACAAGAUAUUGAAAAAUUAAAUAAAAAGGAUCGCGAAUGUCUUGAAGAAUUAAAACAAGCAAUGGAAUACGGAGAAGAGCAUCUUUUAUCUCAACACACAUUGUCUAGUGAUCACUCGAAAUCCAAUUCGAAAUCACCUUCUCCUAUACCCGAGAUGACACGUAUUGAAAGUCCCAGGAGUCCAAGUAAAUAUGGCGCCAGAAAAUCCCCCACGCCGACAUUAGAAAAGCAAGGACAAGUAGAUUCAUUGAAAGCUCCUUCAGAUUCGGAAUCAAGCUCGGAAAGCAUUGAUAAAACUGUCGAGCAGUUAUCAAAACCUAAUACAAGAAAAAGUGGGUUAGAAAAAAUUGGCAAGUGUGUCAUUGAAGAAUCGGAGUCGAGCCAAUCGGCAGCUUCUAAGGCAUCAGAUAUCGCAAAAGAAUUACAGAGAACUGUUAAGAAAACUAAGAUAGCUAUAACCAUAUCACAAGAAGAUCAAAAUACCACUAUAGAUUUUGAUGAUGAUGGGAACGUUAUUACUUCAUCUUUUGAAAGGGAGCUCAUGAAAAAAAGAGCUCUGAAAGAUACUGACCAAAAAAGUUCAUCUAAAUCAAGUAUAGAUACGACAACUACUACACCAUCAAAAGGGUCAUUAAGCGUCGAUGAUUCGUCAUCAAGGCGUAAAGGACGACUUGAUGAACAAAAAAGUUCCUCUAAAUCCAGCAUGGAUUCCAGAGGUUCUCUCAGUGUAGAGUCAAGAGGAUCAUUUGAAACAACAGAGUCUACAUCUGGGUCUUUGGGCGAAGCAUAUCGUCGUGGCGAGGAAUUGAAGCCAACUUGGAGACCAUUCUUUGGUGCCUCGGGUAGUGAAAAUAGUACAAGUAUAGAGGAAGCCUGGAUUCCACAAGAUCACGAAGGUUAUGAAAGCUUAGGUCUUAAUAAAGAUGUAUUCGAAUACAACAAUCAAAGAAUGCUAGAUGACUUUCAAACAUUUUCUAAAAACCCACCGUUGUCUGCGAAUACGUCUAAAGACUCAACUGAUGCGGACUUUACGGAUGACCUUAAUGAUUUUCCAGUCAAUUUCCUUUACCCUGCUACGUCAUCGACAGCUGACGUUGUAAUAGGUUAUGGUCAAAAUUUCGGUCGUACACUAUCUCGUAUAUCAGAAAGAAGUACAGCGUCAGAAAAAACCAGUGCAGACGAAGAUUCCACAAAAGCUUGUUCGCGAUCUGAAAGUUUAAAUGAGGAGUCAAUGAACUCUAGCGAUCACCAAGCUAGCCUUAGUUCCGAUCCGCCGAGCAAUGCUAACGUUGCUUACAUAUCGGACACCGAUAGAAGAACAUCGGCGGAAAUGCCAGAUAUACCCAUAGAUCAGACGAAAAUUAGCGAAAUGUAUGAAGCUAAAAAAGAUGUUGAUAAACCUGAGAAAGUUUUUGAUGAUGGCGCAGAAGAUAAAAAGGUUGGUGAAAGUUCAACUGCGGCGACAAAAUUUAGUCUACAAGUUCCUUCAAAGCAAUCGUCGGCCAGUGAUAGUCAAGAAUCUGAAGAUUGGCCUCUUCCAGAGCUACCUCCUCAGGUAGUUGGUAAAAGUCAAGAGGAUUACGAUCCAAUACCAUCCACCACUUUAUUAGAAACACCAAUAAUAGAAAAAGUUCACAUCUACUAUAUGAGCAAUGAACCGGAACAGCCUAUGAAGGUUACUUUACAGUCUGAAAGCUCGAAAGGAAAUUUAGAGGGAUCUGAUGAAGACAGCGAUACAUUGAAUAAUGAUGAUGAUUUAGAAAAAGAUGUUCCGGAAUCGAAGUCGGAAAAAUCAAAAAGUGAUGAUAGUUCUAAGAAAAAUGUUAAAGUAAUACCUUACGAAAUGUCUGGUUACAUGGUUGAUCCAUUAGAGAAACAUGAUGAAUUUACGUGCUUAAAUAAAAAUGUAGUUCCUAACUACGACAAAUCAUGUUUAAGCGGAACCAUUAGUAAAGCGACCUGUCUCAUGGGUGACAUGGGUUCUUGCUGUUCUCGGGCUGAACACAAAUCUUUUACCAUAAAAAGUAAUCUCGAAGAUAAAGUGAUUAUAAAUCAGCCCCAAAAAUCACCUACAAAUCAUAGUCCAAUAUUUGAAGAUGAUCAUUUAUAUACAGACGAUAUGUUCGGUGCAGAUAGUAAAUCUCUUUCUCCUGAUUUUGAUAAAGGAUUUUCUCAAAUGGGCACGCCAAAAUAUUCCCUUGGAUCGAAUAAUUCGGACACUUCUAUUGAUGAUUUACUUUCCCAGACAAAUAUCGAGGAGACAGUUCGCGCGGUGGCUAAACUGAGCACUGGCAGCGCUGGUACUUGCAAGAGAUGUAGCCAUAGUAGCCACUCUGAAGAAGAAACUAGUUCUUUUGGUACAGAUUUAGAUGGAACUGUUAAAAUUGGAUUGCCACAAAAGAAGUGCACUCACAGUUCCCACUCUGAGGAUACUUCUAUUUGUUUAAGUAUUUCUGAGUGGUCCACGGGUACCAACACUGUCCGUCAGUAUGCAAAUCUGUCUGCCUCUGAAAGCAUAUCUGCCGUAUCGGUACCAAAAAGUGAAAAAUCGGAUAAUAUAUCAGCAAAAGCCUAUUCUUCCUCUCACACAAGCAAAAAAGCUGACCAGAAGGCCAAAAUGAGUUCUCAAGCAGAAAUGAGUUCUAAGAGCAGUAGCUUAGAGAAAAGUUCAGAAAACAUUAAGUAUGAUAAAUUGUGUAGUUCAGAUACUACUAUUACCAGAAAAGGUAUAGAUAGCAGUUCUGGAACUAAAAGCGAUAGUACUUUAACAUUAGCACAAUCAAUAUCCGAUUGGUCUGCUAGUACUAGCCAUACGUUAGUCGCAACGGCUCUUGGGGAUGCACAAGAAGCUGAUACUACGAAAUCUGAUCACACGAUCAUCGUAGAACCUAUUUGUAAUUUAGAACCAGAAGAGAAGGCUGAUGAGAUAAUAACGGAAAAAUCACCUUCACAUUCUAAAGAUGUUCAGGAAACAAAGGAACCUGUUUUGAGACUGACUGCAUCAUAUAUGGGCAAGACGGAUAAGUCUUCAUCAAUUAGUUAUAGUGACAAAUCAGACAAGUCUAGUUCUAGUUCUUUGAGUAGUUUGCAAAAGCAUUCCAAUGGAGUGCUUAGGUUUGAACAAAGGUUAAGAGGUUUUCAACCACAAGAAGGAACUCACGAGCGAUAUUCAAAAGUGCCUCCGAAAAGUCUGAGUUAUGAAGAACAAUCCCAGAAGUUUUUAAAACCAACUAUUCGUUGCCAAAGCGAAGACAGUGAUUUUAAGCCCUACUUCGUGGGACCACAACCUGAAUUAGACAUAGACAUGCCUUCGCAACUCUAUAGCCAAGAGGAGAAACACAGUGAGCGCUACCAGAGCCAAGAAUUCUCCAAUAUUAUACGUGAAGAUUUGAGUGGUCAGUUUAUCAGAUCUGAUUAUAAACCGCUAGCCAAACAUGCUAGCUAUGACGAUAAAACUCUUUCAAAGAAUCAAAUAAAAGAGUACAAGACUUCGCAGCAAUAUCGUACCAAACCCAAAAGUUGGUCCUUCCAUGAACACUAUUUAGCUUCUUCAGAAUUGCCUGUAAUAUCUGUACCAGAAAUACCUUCCGUGCAUAGAGAGCUCCAGGAGAAAAAGUCGGCGGAGAGAUCCGGCAAGACCCCCCUUUCUCGUUGUUCCCCUUAUUAUUCUAGUAGCCUGAGCUCCGAGUCACCGCCUAUACAGCCUUUAAAAGCGCCUGUAAAAAAAUCACUUCUAGUGCGGAAUAUAUCGUUAAAAAGUCCCCCUAGUGGUAAUGAUACGGAUAGUUCCUUGGACGUCAUUCGAGACCCUCGUGAACGUAUGAAAACUUUUAGGCGCAAGAAGCAAGUAACAAGUGCACGUAAAAGACAGGAGAGGAUUCAAGACGUGUUAGAGGAAGAUUCUACUAAAAGCCAAUAUUCUUCUGAAAGCGACAAAGCUCAAGGCAUAAAAUAUUUAGCUGUAGAAGAAUCUUUGCGUCGUAUGGAAAGUUCGGAAUGCUCUGACAGCUACGUUCCAGAGGUGGAAUCUGGUUCUUCUGAAGUUUCCAAAGGUGACUCAAAAAAUUACGACAUACAGGAGGUGGCUAGUUACUCUGAGGACGAGGGGCAAGAGGAGUACACAAAAUACAAAACUGCAAAUUAUGAAGCUCAACAAUUUCCAAUCAGUAUUACACCGGUACAUUUCCAAGGGUUCGGUUCUUCGGCUGAUGAGGAUGAGAUGGGCUUCCCGCGAUUCGAUAGGUUAGGUCGUUUGCGUCACCCUUAUUUGGACUCACAGGAGCCCCAAUAUGUGUCUGAAGACAGUCCUCCCAGGGUUUCUUACUCCAACAAGGGCAGUCGUCAAUCUUCAUUGAAGAAAACUAAGUCUACUUCGAGUUUUCGACAGUCCGAGGACAAAUCCAUGGGAGAGUCAUCUGGGCAACACCAGCCAAGAGUGUACUACGAGGAAACUAGUGACAGAGAUGACUCGGAUGAUUAUGCCUAUCCGAUUGACACAAUCAAACGUGCUCCCAAGGUUCCCAAGUCGGGUAGCUAUUUGUUUGAGCGUGGAGAGUCUGUAGCUUACUCGGACACUGAGCUACCACCAGACAAAGAUGAGUACGAAGAGUACAGGGGGAGCCCUUACCCUGAACAUUACGAGGAAGUCGAAAUGUUUCAAACACAGGAAUGUUAUCCACAGUACGAUAACAAUUUGGAUGAGAGUAGGGACGAGAACGGGGAUCAUUACACUAGAGACCUCGACCAGCGGUUCAGUCUGAACAAUGUUGAAAGAUUUUACUCGAGUCAUUACGUCGACUCCCAGGCUUCUAGCGACAGCCCCGAGCAAAAGUUCGACGUUUCCACGCUGCCUCCACCCCUUUGCUCCGACGAUGAAAACGAUUAAACGGUGUUGAUCGCGGUACAUGCUUGCAUUUAAUUUGUUCACAUUUCCUCCUGGUUGACCCUCGUUCCGAAUCUGGUGUGCGUGCGCGGUGUCUGAGAGCGUUUCCAAAUUUAAAUUAUAAUUAUUGCAAUUAAUUGUUACAUUGGUAUUUGAUAUUAGGGUACUCAUUAUAUUAAAUAUAUUUACAUUAUCACUUUGAAUAUUUAGCAUAAUAAUGAAUUAUAUAUACCUAGUGCCAAUUCCCGGGUAGCGCGAUCCCCUUGACUAUCGUGUGUAUGUCGACUUAUUAUACCUAUAGCUUUUUAAGUACUUAGGUGUAGUUACGUAUAUCGAUCGUAUAUAUUCAUCUUCGAAAUCAAUAAAGUUCUGAUGAAAUAUUCUAAAAUGAAAUAUAAAACUGAUCCUAACCGUUUAACAUUAAGUUACGUACGUAGAUCGGUUCGCGUACCUGGUAGAGCGCACGCUUCAAGGAUACGCAAACAGGUACCGUAAUGUGUUUAGUGCCAACUUCUUCUAGUCAACAAAAUAUUUUAGUGUUUUAUUGAACUUUAUAAAAUUGUAUUAAAUAUUUAUUCUAUUAUAUCCAUGAUACAUAGAUAUUAUGCGUAAAGGCUGUGAUUUACUUUGUGUGGUGAGAUCCAAGAUCUGUUUUAUGUUCUGACAUUACCGUUCAGUACGGUAGCAUUCACUGUUCACCUACAUAUUGUAUGUAUAUCCACACUACGUCAAAAAGAUUCUAAACAAUAUUUAAUACACAGUAGUGCCAAACAUGCUCAAUGUUUCCUAAAUUUUUAUAAUUUACUUCAUAAUAUAGAAAAUGUUUAAUAAAUUAAUAUUGUUUUAAAGUGUUAACGUUAAAUUAUAUUUACGACACGCAAUUGGAUUAUUAUUAUUAUUAUGAAUUUAUGAAAGUCAUCGAAGUUUUACGAACGCGUGAGACUUGAUUCCAAUAAUAUUUGUAUUUUAUUCAGUAAAAUUACAUUAGUUAAAAAUACUGACUAUUGUUAUUUUCAUUAUAUGAAAAAAUAGUUUAAGGGGUUAUAAAAUUAAUUAUAUUUACUUUUUAAUGUUAAAAAUAUUUAAGUUUAGUCAGAUUGAUUUUAGAUGUAUUGUGUGGAUGGGUUCGGUAGACGCAUUGGUUAUAGUUGUGUUUGUGUGCGUAGCCGCAAUAGUUUUCGAUUUAUUGACAACAAAAGCUAUGUACUGCCAGAGGUUUUUAAGAUAUCGGUGUUAAUUACAAACCUUCACACAUCAUUUAAUUAUUAAUUACUUAUUCUCUAAGUUUAUUAUUGUCGUUGUCUAAUGCCAAUUUAAUUAUAAAAUUAUAAGCCGAAAUAUCGGUAAAUAAAAUUGUUGAAGUAAAUGCUUUCGAACACUGUAAGUAUUAAUAAAAUUAUAUCUUUAAAAAAUGAUAAUUAAUUUGCACCGGUAUGUUUUCACAUUAUAUUUAACACAUAUUUCUGUUACAGUGACGAAGGAUUGGCUUCAUGUUUUCAUUUAUAACCUAAUUUGCAAUCCUAAUUAGAUAGGAAUAAAGAAUAUCGAAAAAAUAGACGAAUUGUGUGUUGUCAAAGUAGUUGUGAACGGGUAGGUUAAUGUUGCGCUCAUUGGUUUCCGGUGCAGCUAUAUUGGAUAAGACGUUUAUUGCACUCAGUUGCUAUGGUAAUUUUAGACAUACAUUUUUUCCAGUUAGUACCCAUUUCAUUCCGAUUGAUUAAGAUCCAAAUAAGCUUUGUCCACAUUUUUGCGAUCAAUGAUUGACAAAAUCGCUGCUAUUACAUCACAUAUACUGUCGUGUAGCGGAGUUGUGCCCCAGCCUGAUCGUAUAGAUGUGUAUGAAUCUGUGGCCAUAAGUAAGUAUUAUUUUCUAUGCAACGGGGUGGAAUUGAACACGGGGUAACUAGUAACAUACUGUAUGCUGUAACGGGUCCGAUUGGACAUUCGAUUUUUCGUGUGAGACUUUAAACAUUAGUAUUGCAAUUGAUUAUCAUUCGAUCAUGUUCUUUUCGUUUUGGAGCGUGUUUUCAUCGUGGUAGCGGAUUGUAAAUUGGUCGAAAAAAAAUAAUUAUAAAUAUAAAAGUAAAUCGGACCUAAUUGUUCUACUAAAUUCAUUAGUUAAAAUUGAUAAUAUAAUUACUUAAGUCCUAACGAGUUCCUAAAGCUUUAUUGCUCCAAUUAGAAAUGUUCAUUUGCCGACAUCUUGAAGCUGUUUAGUGCGUACGUUAUAUCCCUUUCAACAUUUCUAAACGAUUUAUAACACUUAGACAAUAUUUUAUUACCAAGACAAUAUAAGCUUGCGCAAUGAAAACUCGCUUCACUUUUUUUUAUUAUUCGUCAACCCACUGCUGGAUAGUGUUCAAUUAAUAUUGAAAAUAAAUAACUUUAAAAUGAUGAUGUGCACGAAGCAAUUUUAGACUAUUAGCUGUAAGAGGUCGCCGACCACAAUAGUUAGCGCAAUAACGGUCGGUUAUUAUUAUGAAAAUACAAAAGUCUUAGAUAUUUAAGCACUUCGACUUUUCGAUUGAAAGUGUACAAUCCGAAUAGACUGUAAUGUUACAAUUUCAUUGUACUAUUGUGGAUUUUUGUGACAUAAACAUUCAGCCACGAAUUUGGUUUGUCGCGUUUUCUUUAGUCUUCUAUGAAUGAUUUUUGUUUUGUAGUCAAAUUAUCAUACUAUACUUAGAACAGCGCAUUGUUUUGUGGUAGUCUGUUUUAAUCAAUGCUUUAUAUGGAAUCAAAUACUCUGAGUUAAUGUGCUGAGGGUGAAUACCUACUCACUAUUGCUCGUAUGUACUCCUUACAACUUGACUUGCCUCAGCUGUUUGCCUAUUGUUUGUAGUAACGGGACGGAUAUGAAAAUGUAGUUACUCAAAAGCCUAUUACUACAUGUCUUGUAGAAUGAUAGUAACUUGUAUAUUACUGUCAUGGUAUGGCGCGAGUAGCUGCACUACGGUAAUCGACUAGGCCAAAGCCUGCACAACAAGUCAAGCUUACACACAGGCAUUUCCAACAGUUAAUAUUUAUUCGUCAUAUUGUGUUUUUAUUUUUUCUUGAAUUGCCGAUUUGCCUAUUUGAAUGAUUUUUAAACGUAAUAUAUAUGACUGUAUUAAGUUCCGUACAAUUUUAAUCUCAUUGGCGCUAUAAAUGUAUAAUUUUAUCUGCUCUCUGUCAUUUCGAUGGUGGUAUUUUUUUUUCAGUUUUAUUAGGUAUCCCUUGUAUUUCACCGAAUCUGUGCGAAUCGUCAUAUGUUCAUGUCACAAAAAAAAACAAUUGUUUAAGUUUUACGUGUCACGUAAUUAUAUUGUUUCGAAUAUUGAAACGUUACUUCCUUUUUGAAUUUAUAUGUGAGUGUGUGUGUACUGUGCCCCUGCAAUACACGACACUACCCCGCGUUUGGGGAUAGUUAAACAAUAAAAAUAAAUAAAAUAAUCAAUUGUUAUUUUCUUUACGAUAUUUUUUUAUUUGUCUCUAAGUUUGUUCCCUAUAAUAAUAAUUUAAAGCUGCCAGGAAUUACCAUGUGAGUGUGAUCUACAUUUAGGCAUGUUAUACUUUUAUUAGGUUUUUUGUUACAGCUUUUUGAAACGUAAAAUAUUUUUUUGCAGGUUACAUGAUACAUUUUAAAUGCAUGUUACAUUUUUUUCCAGAUUUUUGUGUUUAAUUUGUUUAUUGUUUUAAUGUGCGUUUAUGCUUUUUUUUAUAAACUAUUCGUUUGAACAAGUAGUAAGGAAAUAUAUUAUGUUAUAUUUUAUUGUAAUUGUAUAUCCUGAUUAUAAUUGUAUAUUGUAUUGUAUAUCCUGUGUUUGGUAAUAUUUGAAGCAUCAUAUAUCGCAAUUUGUUUUUACGCAAAUAAUAUUAUUUGUUUCCUAUUCAACCUUGUAACUAUUCCAUACUGUCAGUUUUUUAAACCUCUUUAAUAAUAAUAAGUUUGACACAACUUUUCUAAAUACAAACAUUUGUUCAAAAGUGUUAA
Molecule: messenger RNA, 15204 nt
Organism: Manduca sexta (tobacco hornworm)
Lineage: Eukaryota; Metazoa; Arthropoda; Insecta; Lepidoptera; Sphingidae
Exons: 1
Coding region: 708-11234 (3508 amino acids)
Molecular function (GO): guanyl-nucleotide exchange factor activity
Source: RefSeq, a predicted model, not a curated record